AAAGUCUGCGAGGCCUGGGGCGCAGGUCCGCGCCUCCCGGGUGAGCGCUGCCGGGGCGAAAGCCGACCCCGGGAGCGGGUGGGGGUUCGGAGUCCAGCGUGUGAGGACCGGUCCGCCUCGGGCGCCGCCGGCGCAUGCGUAUCGGGGAGCCUAAGCCAGCGCGGAGUGGUAGCCAUCGCGGGAAGGCUUCCGUCAGAGCCCGCCAGGAGCGGGUGGCUGGUCCAGCUCCAGGGACCCAGCCGCUGGGCGUCAUUGGCUCAGGCUGUAAGGCCCUCAUCACCCUGUGCCGCCGGGUCGGGCCCCGCGGCGGUGGCGUCAGGGGGCGGAGCCGCCCGGAGCGCCCUUUGUCUGCGGAGGUUGUUAUGCCCUCUCAGAAUGUUAUACUUUCCCAAGGGGGGAACAUGGAGGAGAAGGAAAUGAAUGAUGCAUCACAGAUAGUCAGGUCUCGGGAGUCACUGACAUUCCAGGACGUGGCUGUGGACUUCACCAGAGAGGAGUGGGAUCAGCUGUACCCUGCUCAGAAGAAUCUUUACCGAGACGUGAUGCUGGAGAACUACAGGAAUCUGGUCGCGCUGGGGCAUCAACUGUAUAAGCCAAAGGUGAUCUCUCAGUUGGAGCAGGAGGAGCGGCGGAUGAUGGAAGGAGGCAGCCCAGGGGGCACUCGCGCAGGUGGGGAGAAUAGACCUGACAUCAAAAAAUCAAUUCCAAACCAGAAUAUUUCUGAUGAAAAUCAAAACCAUGACAUGAUAAUAGAGAGACUAACAGGAGACAGUUUCUGGUACUCCAUCUUAGGAGGACUCUGGGAUUUUGAUUACCAGUUAGAGUUUAACCAAGAAAAUCAGCAGAGACACUUAGCACAAGUAUCUUUCGCCCACAAAAAGAUCACACAGGAGAGAAGCCUUGACUGUAAUAGAUUUGGAGAAAACUGUAAUGUGAACUCAAACCUUAUUAUGCAUCAGAGAAUUCCUUCAAUUAAAAUACCCUUUAAUUCUGACACACAAGGAAAUAGCAUCAAACAUAAUUCAGACUUGAUUUUCUAUCAGGGAGACUAUGUAAGAAAACAUCCUUAUGAAUAUAAUGAAUGUGGAAAAAUCUUGAAUCAACAUAUUCUUCUUACUAAUCAUAUUCAUACUGAAGAGAAACCCAGUGAAUGUGGGAACGCCUUCAGCCACAACUCAUCUCUUACUCAACCUCAGAUAGUCCUUACAGGAGAGAAGCCCUAUAAGUGUGAUGAAUGUGGGAAAAGAUUCAGCCAGAGGAUACAUCUUAUUCAACAUCAGCGAAUUCACACAGGAGAAAAACCUUUUAUAUGCAAUGAAUGUGGGAAAGCCUUCCGUCAACAUUCAUCCUUUACUCAACAUCUGAGAAUUCAUACUGGAGAGAAGCCCUACAAAUGUAAUCAAUGUGGUAAAGCCUUUAGCCGAAUCACCUCCCUUACUGAACAUCAUAGACUUCAUACCGGAGAGAAACCUUAUGAAUGUAGUUUUUGUGAGAAAGCCUUCAGCCAGAGGACACAUCUUAAUCAGCAUGAGAGAACUCACACAGGAGAGAAACCCUAUAAAUGUAAUGAAUGUGAGAAAGCCUUCAGCCAGAGUGCACAUCUUAAUCAACAUAGGAAAAUCCAUACUCGGGAGAAAUUGUGUGAAUAUAAUAAAUGUGAGAAAACCUUACGUUCCAGUCCUUCCAGCAUAUAACUCAUGGGGGGAGGGGAAAUCAUAUGAAUAUAUAAAUGUAGGAAAACUAUUGGUCAGAUCCUUUCAAUAUCAAAUUAUUCAUAGAGAAGAGAAAGCUUAUAAAUAAACUUUUAAUGCAUAGAAACCAAAUAAAUUUAGAUCUUAAAUUAGUAGCAUAUUCUCCAGGAGAGGUUAUAAAUAGUGGAAAUAAUUUAUUUUAUAAAUAAGAUUAUAUUAAGAGUCUUGUUCCAAAUCUGAUAUAAAACUUUUUUUAAUGACCAGAAAUCUUGUAGGUGAUAAUCUGUAAUUAUUCAUCUGUAAUUUUUAUGUUAUAAAGUUUUUAAAGUAUGUAAACAUUAAUUCAAGCAAUGAUGUAAUGUAACCAGUCAUAUACACUUGAAAUAAACAUAAAAGCAGUAUUUCUCAAACUUCAGUCAUGUGUGUUUCCUUUACAUAAGUUUUUACCAUAUUCAGUGUUUAUUUAAUAUUUUGCUUUAAAGGGACUCAAAAUUUUAACAUUGUCCUAGAAAAUAUUAUUUGCAGAAACUAUGAGUUUUAUAUGCCCAUUAUAUUUGCCCUAAAAUAAAUAAACAUUUAUUUAUCAAAAUACAUAACUUUGAAAUUAAAAAUGGCCGUUUGAUGUACCACCUAAAACUUCUGUACCUUUAUUUGAAAAACAAUGUGACAGGACAUGGCAGUGUUUGUUUUCAUUUUAGCAAAUAUUUUGUUUUCAUCAAACAACUCCUAGGAUCACUUUAAGAAGCAUCUUGGAGGAGACUAAGGGUCCUGGUGAUGAACUUUGAAAAGUGGUUUGCAGAAGUCUACUUUUCUAUCCUGUUGUUCUAGUUUUAAAUUUCCCUCUAGCAACCAUAGACUUUUUUUUUCACUAAACUGGGUAUUUCUGUGGGUUUGAAUAGAGAGUUUUUUGUUGUUGUUUUGUUUUGUUUUGUUUUUAUAUAAUGACAAGGGCCUAAAGAUCCCUACGCUUCCCUGCACAAGAUAAGAAGUAGAAGACUGUACCAGAUGUGGAGCUGUGGUGCCAGAUGAAGCUCAGAA
Molecule: messenger RNA, 2729 nt
Organism: Suricata suricatta (meerkat)
Lineage: Eukaryota; Metazoa; Chordata; Mammalia; Carnivora; Herpestidae
Gene: ZNF713
Product: zinc finger protein 713
Exons: 5
Coding region: 135-1694 (519 amino acids)
Biological process (GO): regulation of DNA-templated transcription
Source: RefSeq, a predicted model, not a curated record